AUGGACAACUGGCCCAGAACAGCUAAGAUCUCUUACAAGCGCUGGAGAAACUCUGAACAGGGUGAUGCAGAUUUUGUGGGUCAAACUGAUGAGGACCAGGGCACAGACGCUGAGAUUUGCACCAUAGCUUCAAAUUUUGACGCAGAGGCUACGCAGUCUUCAUCCGCCUCUGGGUCUAAUAAACCCGAAGAGACCUUUACAGUGGAUGAUGCCUUGGAGGCAGUCGGAUUUGGAAAGUUUCAGUGGAAAAUCUCUUUCCUCACUGGACUGUCAUGGGUAGCAGAUGCCAUGGAGAUGAUGAUCCUCAGCAUCUUGGGGCCCCAGCUGCACUGUGAGUGGAGGCUCCCCAGCUAUAAAGUGGCACUCAUAACAUCGGUGGUUUUUAUCGGGAUGGGGAUCAGUUCACCGAUUUGGGGAAAUGUCGCCGACAAGUACGGCAGAAAAGUAGGUCUGAAAGUUUGUAUGUGCUGGACUUUGUACUACGGCCUGCUGAGUGCCUUUGCUCCAGCGUAUGGCUGGCUCUUGUUCCUGCGGGGCCUCGUAGGCUUUGGUAUUGGAGGAGCUCCUCAGUCGGUCACGCUGUACUCAGAAUUCCUUCCCAUGAAGGCGAGGGGCAUCUGCAUUAUGCUGAUUGCGGCAUUCUGGGCAAUUGGUGCUGUGUUUGAGGUCCUCCUGGCCUUGAUGGUAAUGCCUGAUCUGGGUUGGAGGUGGCUGCUCGGCUUUUCCACAGUACCAUUGGCAAUCUUUGUUUGCUUCUGCUUUUGGUUGCCGGAGAGUCCUCGUUUUGAUGUGCUAUCGGGAAGACGAGAAAAAGCCAUGGCAACCUUAACGCGCAUUGCUAAAGAGAAUGGGAAGACCCUGCCUCAAGGCAGGCUGAUCGCUUAUAAUCAGAAUGAACGUGGACGGAUUAAAGAUCUCUUUGCUCCUCAGUACUGGAAGACCACGCUGCUCCUGUGGUUUAUAUGGUUUUCGAAUGCCUUCUCCUAUUACGGGAUUGUCCUGCUGACAACUGAGCUGUUCCAAGCUGGAGAUUUGUGCGCGAUGACCCAAGGAGCCAAGAUUGAGCCAGACUGCAGUCUUGAAUGUAGAUAUUUAACGUCAGCCGACUACAAAGACCUUUUAUGGACGACCUUGGCUGAGUUCCCAGGUCUUUUAGUCGUCCUUCUGCUAGUUGACUAUAUCGGCAGGAAGAAAAGCAUGGCACUGUGUUUCCUCAUGUUUUCCUUGUGUAUUCUACCGUUAUACGCUUGUAUUGGGAGGAUUGCCCUUACCAUCUUUAUCUUCAUUGCCAGAGCCUUCAUCUCUGGUGGAUACCAAGUUGUUUUUGUUUACACACCAGAAGUGUUCCCUACAGAAAACAGAGCUUUAGCAAUGGGAACGUCAAGCGCCAUGGCCAGGUUGGGUGCUCUGAUUACACCCUUUGUGGCACAGGUGUUGCUCAGGACGUCGGUGUAUUUGACUCUGUCGGUGUAUUGCAGCUGCUCUCUGCUGGCUGGCGUUGCAUCUUGGCUCCUGCCCAUCGAGACAUUGGGAAGGAAUCUGCAGGAGUCCAGUCUCGACCAGGAGACUGGAGGGCAGACGACCUCCACCACCAGAGAUAAUACAACGCGCUCAGCGGACCAGUGA
Pelmatolapia mariae (spotted tilapia) is the source of this 1626-nucleotide messenger RNA. It is a transcript of the gene svopb, whose product is annotated as SV2 related protein b. Gene Ontology annotation, cellular component: membrane. Lineage: Eukaryota; Metazoa; Chordata; Actinopteri; Cichliformes; Cichlidae. The record is from RefSeq and is a predicted model, not a curated record. Gene Ontology annotation, biological process: transmembrane transport. Gene Ontology annotation, molecular function: transmembrane transporter activity. The coding region runs from base 1 to 1626 and encodes 541 amino acids. The transcript is spliced from 16 exons.